Ostreobium quekettii is the source of this 1370-nucleotide messenger RNA. The record is from the annotation of a GenBank genome assembly. NCBI's taxonomy places the organism in Eukaryota, Viridiplantae, Chlorophyta, Ulvophyceae, Bryopsidales, Ostreobiaceae.
GCAUGGGAUCAGGCGAUACUUCAUUUUGGGAGAAUGGUUUCAUGGGGAUGCCUGCCUUAGAGGCCUUUUUCGGUGGACAAUGGAGCCAUCCAAGGGAAUUUUUGUCAAACUCGAUGAAGGAGUUGUUAAUCAUCCCUGCCAAAAAGACGAUGUCAGACAUCGUGCGAUGCAUAGACUUGAAAUUUCGCACAACAAGCGAGGGGUGGAAUGGGGAGGAAGCCAACAGCAGGCAACAGGCGAUAGAGAAGAAAAAGUGCCUGGGGAUCAAUCAGCUUCAAGCACAGACCAGCGGAGUUCUGGGCAGAUCGUUCUCUGCUGGGGAUGGACAAGGCAGCCCCUGGGCCAUACAGGCUGUUCAUAUAGGCAGCGAUGAGGCAGAAAGUGACGAUGCCACUUCGGAACAGACAGACUCGACAGAGCUUACAGAUCAACACAUGCAUCUGAGUUCGGUCACCUCUGCAGAAGAAUCGGAGAUUGUUGCUACCUUCAAGUCGGUUGGCAAUCCUCUGAGCUCUGAUGUUGCUGAAGAAGAAGCAGAGUCUGCUGGGUUUGUGGCUGUUGACAAUCCAAUGUUUGACAGCAGCUCCAUUGAGAGUGACUGUGAUUGUUCUGAUAGGAUAUCCAACGAUGACGUGAAGAACUACGAUGUGUGGGAGAAUCCUGAAUUUCUUGAAUCCAUAAGUGAGGUCGAUCGUACACUCGAGGAGGGCCAGUCUCCUGUCACAACUCUGAUGACGGAAAAUCCCCUCUUCCAGGAGGGAUUUGCUGACAAGAGGGCAACCAGCCUGAGCAAUCCGCUGUUCGAGAACGACAGCGAUGUGGAUUGUGACGAUACAGCCUGCAGCACAGCUAGCUAUUCUGAUUCCGACACAAAUGCACUGCGUGCAGAAAUACCAGUUAUGGGCUGGAAGGUUGGCCAAGUGGGAUUAUUUGACUCCGCCAGUGAGCUGCUGGACGCGCUGGCCAGGGCCGAGUCUGGUGCUAGCACUCAACGCUGGGGCUGGCAUGGAUACGACAUCGACAGUGAACCCCCAACGCCCAAGCUGCGGAACUCCAGCUCAGACCAGGGCCACAUCAGCCUGACGAUUCUAGUACCCCAGGAGAGCUGCGUCGUUUCCAUGGACCCUGGCUGGAUCUCAAUUGGGGAUGCUGGGAGGGCCGGCAUCGACGGCAUCGACAGCAAGCCCUCAAAGCCGAUGCGCCGCACCUGCCUGGGCGCACUGACACGGAAGAACCUCGCAGACCUGUCCGCCAAGAUCUGCUGCAGGGUCGUGUGCCUGAUCGACUGCCUGCUGUCCAUGUGCCAAAGUUGCUUUCCCCCUGUUGUGGGGGAUUAUUUGCCGGGGUCCGAAUACGUGAUGGGGCUGUAG